GCCCACUCCACAACCACGCAAAAUGCCGCGGCCGAAGCGCAACCUCCACGCAACAGUCGAAGACACGCUCACACCUCUUUCCAUCCUGCCCUCCACCCAGGUCAUCGCGCGCAUCACCAAAGCCGCCGGCAACAAUCUCUACAACGCCGAAUGCGCAGACGGAAAGCCCGUCCUCGUCGAGCUCGAAGCGAAAUUUCGCUCCACGAUAUGGAUAAAGCGGGGUAGCUACGUGGUAGUGGACAUGAAGGCACUGGCGGAGAGGGAGAACAAGCUAGAUGGAGAGAUUGUGAACGUGGUGAGGGACGAGAAAGCGUGGAGGAAGAUGGGUUAUUGGCCUGUGGAAUUCGCAAAGAAGUCGUCCUAUGAUGAGGACAGCGACGAGGAAUCGAACGUCGGGAAAAUGCCGCCAGCGGAUUCGGAUGAAGAAUGA
Molecule: messenger RNA, 430 nt
Organism: Trematosphaeria pertusa
Lineage: Eukaryota; Fungi; Ascomycota; Dothideomycetes; Pleosporales; Trematosphaeriaceae
Product: nucleic acid-binding protein
Exons: 2
Coding region: 23-430 (135 amino acids)
Biological process (GO): translational initiation
Cellular component (GO): nucleus
Molecular function (GO): RNA binding; translation initiation factor activity
Source: RefSeq, a predicted model, not a curated record